Phyllopteryx taeniolatus (common seadragon) is the source of this 2144-nucleotide messenger RNA. RefSeq names its product La ribonucleoprotein 7, transcriptional regulator (gene larp7). The transcript has 11 exons. NCBI's taxonomy places the organism in Eukaryota, Metazoa, Chordata, Actinopteri, Syngnathiformes, Syngnathidae. Gene Ontology annotation, biological process: RNA processing. The record is from RefSeq and is a predicted model, not a curated record. Gene Ontology annotation, molecular function: mRNA binding. Gene Ontology annotation, cellular component: nucleus. The coding region runs from base 250 to 1941 and encodes 563 amino acids.
CAUACGUGUGACGUAUUAUCGCGCGACGCCAGUUUCCAUGAGUUCUUUGAUUUCCGCAGGCUACAUGCAUCCUUUCCACUUUUGUUUUGCCAUUGCUCUGUUUAUAAUUGAACUUAAUCGCUUCUUUAAUUACGCCACUUGUGCCCACUAGCGCUGUAAUUGGCUUUUUUCGCGAAUGCAUAGCUGGCAGGACAGUGUUGCUGCCUGUUGUUUUUUGAACGCCGAAGUCCGCGCGGUGAAAAGAAAAGGAUGAACGACUCGAAGACGGUGGCGGCGGACGACGGAGGUCAGAGCAAAGAGACGGACAAGAAGAAAAGAUCCCGGGUGAAGCAGCUGCUGGGCGAAGUGAAGAAACAAGUGGAGUUCUGGUUCGGGGACGUCAACCUGCACAAGGACCGCUUUCUGAAAAAGCUCAUCGAUGAGUCGGACGAUGGCUAUGUUGACUUGUGUGUCUUGGCGAGUUUCAACCGCAUGAAGAAGCUGACGAGCGACACGAAACUGAUCGCCAGGGCUCUGAAGAAUUCUUCUGUGGUGGAGGUUAAUUUAGAGGGCGAUAAAGUGAGACGGCAGCUCCCCAUUGGAGAGGUGCCAAUUGACGUGGACAGCCGCACAGUCUAUGUGGAGCUUCUGCCCAAGGACGUAAACCACAGCUGGAUCGAGAAGGUCUUCUCCAAAUGCGGAAGUGUUGUUUACGCGAGCAUCCCCAGGUACAAAUCCACCGGCGAUUCCAAAGGCUUUGCCUUUGUGGAGUUCGAGAACCCCGAACAAGCAAAUAAAGCCAUUGAGAUGCUCAACAACCCUCCUGAAGAUGCUCCCAGGAAACCGGGAAUUUUCCCCAAGACCAGGAAGGGGAAGCAGAUCCGGCUGCAUGCAGACAAUCCGCCUUCAGGGGGCGGCGGUGGGGAGGAGGAGAAGAAAAAGCGCAAGAAGAAGAAAAAGAAGACGCUGGCCGAGGACGCCAAAGCGGCGCCGAUGGAAGCCGAGCCGUCGGAUCAGCAGCGGCGGCAAAAGAAGAAGAAGCAGCGCUCCGACGGCGCCAGUCACAAGACGGCGGGUAAAAUCUCGGAGAAAAAGAGGCGCCGCUCGCACGCGGCAGAUGAAUCGGAAACGGGGGUACCCUCCAAGAUCAGGAAGCUCGGGGACAAAGAUGAAGACGUGCCCAAGAGCAAUCCUCGUGUGGAAGGUGAACGCGGGAAAGAAAACCAAGAAGACUCGCUGGUCAAAGCCAAGCGGAAGAGGAAGAAGAAGCAUAAAGAGAAGCUGAAAAUCGGGGACGAGGUCAUCCCGCUGCGGGUUUUAUCCAAGAGAGCUUGGCUCGAGCUCAAGGAGGAGUACAUGAGGCUGCAGAAGCGCAGCAUGGCGUCCCUGAAGAAGUGCAUGACGCAGCUGGACGGAGACGAGCGGCGACACGACGACAGGAGUGAGUCCAGUGCCGCUUCGGAACCCCUCACACACACACACACGCUAAAUGUGCAGCGCUUUCUUAUUUAUGUUGGUUUUCUUCCAGUGGAGCCGAGCGAGAAAGUGAACAGUCAGGGUCCUCAGUACGCCAGCGGCGUCAUCGUGAAGAUUACAGACAACAAGGCACUUCCAGGAAGGAAAAUGAUCAAAGAUGCCCUGGGCAAGAUCUCGCCCGUGGCGUACGUGGACCUGUUGGAAGGCGACGCCGAGGGCUACGUGCGCUUCAACCGCCCCGAGGACGCGCAGGCCGUCAGCGACACCAAGGCCGAGCUUCAGCGGACGCACAGCUGGCAGCUGGAGAUCCUCUCAGGUGACCACGAACAGAGGUACUGGCAGAAGAUCCUCGUGGAUCGUCAGGUCAAGCUGAACCGACCCCGGGAGAAGAAGCGGGGCACAGAGAAGCUCCUAUCCAAAGCGGAGAAGAUCAUCACGGCUCGCGCCAAGGAGGCUAACAAGCACAUUCGUUUCCAAGAGGACUGACGGCCGCUUUGUGUGGCAAGAAACGUGCUUCAAAAUAUAUCUGCUUGUCGACUGCAGCAAGUGACGUUUGUCAUGUAAAUAGGGGGAAGCUCGCCCGUCGAGAUGUUUACAAAGUUUGUUGUGGUUUUUGAUGUCAUUUGACAGGUGGACUGUUGAGAAACUGCCCAGGACUGGGGUUUGAAUUAAAGAAAACCUUUUUCAAA